UCCUUACUUUUGUUCACGCUGGACGAUACUUCCCGUUCCUGUCCUAUUUAGAGACAUACCAAGGACUCGUGAACUGUGAAGCAGUUUUGAUGUGAACUCUCUUGUCUGUUGGUUUCAGGCUGCAGUAGUGACAGGACUUGCUGUGUUCGGUAUCCUACUGCUACGUGACCAAGAGGAUCUGCAGGUUCAAAGGCUCUUUCGGAGAAUCAAAUGCUUGCCUUAACUUUUCUGAACGUUUUACUGGCCAUCGCACCUCUUAUCUAUCAUGGACUCGGCAAACCUUCCCCUCACAACGUGUAUCCAAGUGACUGGAUAAGUAACGAAGGGAACAGCGGGAGGAAUGAAAGAAGGAAGGAAGUCGGAUAUCACGACGAAGAAGGCUGGGUCAUCAUAGGCCCUCAGGAUGUUACGAGGGAUAGAGAGAGAUAUGACGACAGCAGGAGGAGGGAUGGUUAUCACGAUGAGUGGAGAUACGGUGACAGUAGAUACGACUGGGAGAGCGCCGUCACCUACAAGAACAGGACUGGGGGUCGUUACGGCGACGGGAGGUAUACCACGUACUACAACAACCAAAAUAACUAUGACCGUGGACUCAACUGGAACUACGGGAACGGUUACUAUGACAGUCUGUCGACCACCACUGUUCCCUUCAAGUACGAUUGGAGGUACUACAACGGCAGUGUCGACCAGGAUAACAAGCCGAUAGAGGGCAAAAAUGCCAACAUCCAGUCUAGCACUUACGUCAUAGGGCAGGACUGGUGGUCCAGAGCCAAUAGCGAUACCAGGUGGGACAACAUGACGGGAGAUCUGUGGAGGGAUCCUAGGGGUCCUGCCGCUAAUCUGACUACUACUACUACAACUACUACAACGCCCAAACCUAAUGCCACAACUACUCCGGCUCCGUGAGCGCUGAAUAAUCGCAUUGAAGACAUUACAGGUUUUGGAUGAAUACAGAAAUAUAUAAGUUUUUAAGUAAAUGUAUUGAAACAGCACUUGGAUGCAUACAAUGCAAAAAAAAAAGAAGAAACUGAAUAGAAAAGUGACUUGGUAAUAGCAGUGAUAUGAGCUCAGAUUUUGAAUGAACACAAUAUAUGAAAUAACGAGGGAAGUUAUUUCGAAACAGCAGUGGUAGUGGGUGUAGUAGUGGAUCGAGUUGAAGGAAGACUGUAGAAACAUUAUAGUGCCUACAUAACUUCAAAACAGAAAUAUGAGAAUGGUCUAAGAAAUAUCAGUCACAUUUGAAAACCUGCUUAGGAGAUGUAGCAAUCACCAAAUGAAUGCUACAUCUAGAUAAUGUUAGUAUUACUGACCACAUGAGGAAGUGCAACGGAGAAGUAUCAUCUGGACGAGAAAAUGAAGUCGAAAAACCCCCCACAAAUAAUAGACAAAAGAAAAAAAAAAAAAAAAAAACGAGGAAGAGCAAUUUGGGCGUUAUUAUCAAACAGUAACUAGUUAUGUAUAUGUAUAACACACGUAAGUUGCAAUGCUUUUCCAGGCACGCGCAUCUAAUAAUCUCAAAAACAUAUUUGUAAUUUAUUAGAAAAAAAUUUAGCAGUUAAAGUUCAAUUUUCAAACUACCAGCCAAAAUGUAAAUUAAUAAAUUCCUAACCUUUGUGUACAAGGGGAAUGAAAGUGAAUUUUCUUGGUUUUAAAAAUAACAAAAAUGAACACUACAAAAUAGACACGAGUUAUAAUCUUAAACCAAUAUUCUUAAUGUAUAUAACUGAAAAAAACAAGAGCAGCAGGCGUGUUACUAAUUUAUGUAUCCUGUAGAGAACUUCGCAAGUUAAUCCUUAUUGUUGCAAGCCACUUUGUAAGUAACAGAGUUUUAAAUGAUCUUCUUGAAAAAAAAGGAAAUAAUAACUUUUUGCUUGAAGGUCGUCCGUAGAAAUGAUAGCUUCAACCAGCGAACAAAUUUAUUCGAUAAACACGCGAAUUUAAAAUUAGGAAAAUGCUUUUAUUGAAACCAGUACACACACACACACACACACACACACACACACACAUAUAUAUAUAUA
Molecule: messenger RNA, 2018 nt
Organism: Macrobrachium nipponense
Lineage: Eukaryota; Metazoa; Arthropoda; Malacostraca; Decapoda; Palaemonidae
Exons: 4
Coding region: 211-906 (231 amino acids)
Source: RefSeq, a predicted model, not a curated record